UGCACCAUAAGCCACUAGUUGCCAGUCAUCUGCCAAGCAUAUAGUUGCUUGGUUUGUCUGCUCAGACCAAACAUUUCCAGCUAAGUAGAUGUGAGGGACCAGGGCUAAAGGGGCAGAGGGAAUGAAUGACAUGCCUUCCUGCCAGCCUAGGCUGCCAUCUGCAGGGCAUCGCAUCCAACCAUGUGGCUGCCUCUCCUUCUGGGUGCCUUGCUGUGGGCAGUACUGUGGUUGUUCAGAGACCGGCAGAGGCUGCCUGCCAGCGAUGCUUUCAUCUUCAUCACUGGCUGCGACUCGGGCUUUGGGCGCCUUCUGGCUCUGCAACUUGACCAGAAGGGCUUCCAAGUCCUGGCCAGCUGCCUGACCCCCUCUGGGGCAGCAGCCCUACAGCAGACAGCUUCCUCCCGCCUCCACACCACACUGCUGGAUGUCGCUGAUCCCCAGAGUGUCCAGCAGGUUGCCAAGUGGGUGAAGACACAGGUUGGAGAUGCCGGGCUUUUUGGCCUGGUGAAUAAUGCUGGUGUGGCCGGUAUCAUCGGGCCCACACCAUGGCUAACACAAGACGACUUCCAGCGAGUGCUGAACGUAAACACACUGGGUCCCAUUGGGGUCACCCUAGCCCUGCUGCCGCUGCUACAGCAGGCCCAGGGCCGGGUGGUCAACAUCACCAGUGUCUUGGGCCGCCUAGCAGCCAAUGGCGGGGGCUACUGUGUCUCCAAGUUUGGCCUGGAGGCCUUCUCUGACAGUCUGAGGCGGGACAUGGCUCCGUUCGGAGUACAAGUCUCCAUUGUAGAGCCUGGUUUCUUCAGAACCCCCGUGACCAACCUGGAGAGGCUGGAGAACACCCUGAAGGCCUGUUGGGCCCGGCUGCCUCCAGCCACGCAGGCCCACUAUGGGGACGCCUUCCUCGCUGCUUACCUGCGAACACAGCGCCGCAUCAUGAACCUGAUCUGUGACCCGGACCUAACGAAGGUGACCGGCUGCCUGGAGCAUGCCCUGACUGCUCGUCACCCCCGAACCCGCUACAGCCCAGGCUGGGAUGCCAAGCUGCUCUGGCUGCCGGCCUCCUACCUUCCAGCCAGGCUGGUAGACACAGUGCUCAGCUGGGUCCUUCCCCGGCCUGCCCAGGCAAUCUACUGAUUUCUAGCUUUGCAGCAAGAGGCUGGUUUCGAGGGGCAAGGCAUUUAUUUUUGUCCCCACCUUGGUGCUGCCUGGUUUCUGAUACAAAGUAGGUUCUCAAUAAAUAUGUAUUACUUUAAAACAAAAAGUAGGUGGGCAGAAAUGAAGGCGCUGUGAGAAGCUGACAAGAUAUAAAUCUAUAAAAUCCCUAAGCUGCCCAGGGCCUGAAGUCUGGUCUGUCUAGUGCCUGCAAAACUUCUGUUGUCCACUGGGUGCACCUUAGAUGCUCUUUGGAGCUGCACUUGGAGAGAUGGCCACCAGGGGGCAUUUUUCUCGGAUUUUUCAAGGUAGAGUUGAGAAUGCGCAGUUUGCACAAAAGUAUCUAUUUUUCCUGGGGACAGAGGGGAACAUGACGGAAAAUGGUCAUAGCCAAAUUGGGUGGCUUCCAUGAAAGAAGGAAAUAGUGAAAUCCUCCUAUUAUCUAAGAGUCCAGGACACUGGCCACACAGGUCUCAAGCACCUUAACCAUUCUGAGAGGAGCCAGGUCUCCUUGAGGCCUAAGGGGGAAGGAGUUUACUGGCCUCAGCAUCAGAAGGCCACAAAGUUAAACAGCCAUGGCCCGGCUCCACCCUUGGUGGGAAACCCUUGGACUUACGCAGGAAAUGGCCUCAGGAACUGAAGACUGAGCUGGCGACACAAAACCAGGGGUCAGGGACGAGACUCAGACACACCCUCCUCUGGAUCCCCACCUCUCCCACUGCCAACGCAACCAAUACAUUCAAGAAAAUACUCCGUCAGGGCUGGAGAGAUGGCUCAGCGGUUAAGAGCACUGACUGCUCUUCCAAAGGAUAGGGGUUCA
Messenger RNA from Acomys russatus (golden spiny mouse), 1975 nucleotides. It is a transcript of the gene Rdh5, whose product is annotated as retinol dehydrogenase 5. The transcript is spliced from 4 exons. The record is from RefSeq and is a predicted model, not a curated record. Lineage: Eukaryota; Metazoa; Chordata; Mammalia; Rodentia; Muridae. The coding region runs from base 181 to 1137 and encodes 318 amino acids.